Molecule: messenger RNA, 2746 nt
Organism: Marchantia polymorpha subsp. ruderalis
Lineage: Eukaryota; Viridiplantae; Streptophyta; Marchantiopsida; Marchantiales; Marchantiaceae
Source: the annotation of a GenBank genome assembly
GACGAUAGGCUAUGGUCGAGCGAGCGAGCGAGCGCAGGACGACGAGAAAGAGAAGGAGGAGGAGGAGCGGAAAUCGGUGGCAGGGCCGGGCGCUCGAAAAGGUCGGAGGUGGCGCGGAGGGGGAUUCUUGUGUAGGAGGGAAUAGAGGCUCGAGCAGGAUACGGGACGAGACGAGAGGACAGGACAGGACAGCAGCAGCAGCAGCAGCAGCGCAGGGGCGGCCAUAUCUCUCUCUCUCUCCUUCUCUAUCCGGGCGCCACCCGUGCGGGCGUUCGUCGUCGAUACUUCGUCGACGAGCGAGGGCUGGGGUGGGGCGCAAUGGUGCGACAAUGCCGUAGCUGCUGUUGACUCGUGUCCGAUUGCCGAUGAAGAAUUCGCGAGUCCGCUGAAGCUGUGACAGUCGCCCCUCUGUUGGUCGAGUCUCCGUGACUCAAUGGCAGGAGUUUCCGCCCUGUCCUGUGCCACUGCUUCGCUUUCCCUCCCGGCACCGGCAAGCAUCUCAGGUGGAAGCAGACUACGAAAGAAUUUGACAACCAACUCCCAGUCUGAUUCCAGAAGGGGCCGUACUAUCUCAUCGCAAUCGUCAUGGUGCAGCAGCAAUUAUUAUGAAAUGAGAGGACGAGGAAGAGCCCUGCAUCUCACCAUGACACCACAAAGUAUCAUGAAUACCGGUCUGAAAACUGCUUCCGCGAGGAUAGCUGCGCCGUACGCGGGUUUGUGGGAGCGAAGAGCUUCUUCUCAGUUUUGUAGCUGUAGCAGGUUGGAGACCUUUGUAAAUAAUAAUGCUCGAAGUGAAUCUGGAAGUUUCAGCGCUUACGUGGGCAUGAGUAAAGUUCGAUGUAGAAAGAAAACCACGGACGGAAUUAUGCGCUAUAUUUUUUCUGGGACUCCAUUGGACAGGUGGAAUACGAGGCGAGGGCUUGAUUUGGGCGUAGCCAGGAGUCAGCAACCUCAGUCGGAAAAUUUGGAUAUCGGAGAAAUUAAGUUUGACACAAGAGCAGAUGUUGGCGAUCAGGAAAAAACACUUCAGGAAAGUUUGGAGCUUAAUGACUUAGCCAGUAAAUUAGUUGAGACCAGCACAGGAUUGAAGAAGGAAAUCGACAUUACAAAAGCGCAGACAUGGUUCGAGUCAGUGCCCAAGCGUUGGGUUGUCGUCAUUCUCUGUUUCUUUGCAUUUCUGCUCUGCAACAUGGAUCGUGUCAAUAUGAGUAUUGCAAUCAUGCCAAUGUCAGCCGAAUUCGGUUGGAGUCCAACUACUGUUGGCCUUGUACAGUCCUCGUUUUUCUGGGGAUAUCUGCUUACUCAGAUUGCAGGAGGAGUCUGGGCUGAUAAAAUCGGUGGUAAGCAAGUUUUAGGAUUCGGUGUCGUUUGGUGGUCUCUCGCGACGAUCGCAACACCGAUUGCGGCAAAAAUCGGUCUCCCAGCUCUCUUCUUCGUGCGAGCUUGUAUGGGUGUAGGAGAGGGUGUUGCAAUGCCGGCUAUGAAUAAUCUUCUCUCCCGAUGGAUUCCUGUUGAGGAGAGAAGUAGAUCUUUGGCCUUGGUGUACAGUGGAAUGUACCUGGGUUCCGUUAUCGGUUUAGCUUGCUCUCCGUCCCUUAUCCACGCCUUCGGCUGGCCAUCUGUUUUCUUUUCUUUUGGAUCUGUUGGCGCCAUUUGGUUUACCCUGUGGCAGCGCUUCGCAUUCAGCUCGCCUGCGGAACAUCCAACUAUCAGCGAAGAGGAGUCCAAGCUCAUAUUUAAAAGCAACAAGCCCAGGGAUCCACUCGAAAAGAUUCCCUGGGGCCUCAUUCUGUCAAAAGCACCUGUCUGGGCGUUGAUUAUUUGCCAUUUUUGCCACAACUGGGGUACCUUUAUACUUCUGACAUGGAUGCCCACCUACUACAACCAGGUUCUAGGAUUCAACCUCAUGGAGUCAGGGCUGUUCUCUGUCCUUCCAUGGCUCACCAUGGCUGUUUCAGCUAAUGUAGGAGGCUGGAUAGCAGAUACCCUCGUGAGCAAAGGGUACUCUGUCACAUUCGUUCGAAAGAUCAUGCAGAGCAUCGGCUUCUUAGGUCCUGCUUUCUUCCUUACUCAGCUCAGCCACAUCACGUCACCGUCGCUGGCAGUGUUGUGUAUGAUGUGCUCACAGGGAUUGGAUGCCUUCUCCCAAUCUGGCUUGUACUCCAACCACCAGGAUAUCGGCCCUCGUUAUUCAGGCAUCCUAUUGGGUCUCUCAAACACAGCAGGUGUGUUAGCUGGAGUGUUCGGGACAGCCGCAACUGGAUACAUUCUUCAACACGGGUCUUGGGAUGAUGUGUUUAAGGUAGCCGUCGGACUCUACCUCUUGGGAACGGUUGUCUGGAAUGUUUUCGCCACAGGAGAGAAACAAUUUGAUUAAUCACAUAGAAACCACAGGAAUACUGACGUCUAGGCGCGAAGGAGGAGCCAGACUGUUAUUUACACUUUUUGACCCAGGUUGCUCACUUUUAUACUGGUUCGGCUACUCCCUUAUAUACACGUGGGGUCUCACACUGAUGUAGUGGAUUCCGGAGGCGGCGAUCAAUCGUCAAAGGCCAGCCUAGGCAGGCCACCUCUGAGGCCGGCCUUUGCGCUUUUCAGAAAAUUGUUCCUCUGCAGUUUUCUGCAUAGCCAUCAAACUAAUUACGUAUGAAAGGUACACUAGCUCACACGAUCCAAAAGUUGGUCGUCCCAAUGUUCACUUCUGUAACUCCCAAGUCAUUUUUAUAAAAUCUAUCCGGUCAACAAC